This is a messenger RNA of Actinia tenebrosa (Australian red waratah sea anemone), 3264 nucleotides long. RefSeq names its product reversion-inducing cysteine-rich protein with Kazal motifs. The record is from RefSeq and is a predicted model, not a curated record. Lineage: Eukaryota; Metazoa; Cnidaria; Anthozoa; Actiniaria; Actiniidae. Gene Ontology annotation, biological process: extracellular matrix organization. Gene Ontology annotation, cellular component: plasma membrane. Gene Ontology annotation, molecular function: metalloendopeptidase inhibitor activity; protein binding.
AUUGUGAUUGGCUGAUGUGUGGAAGAACAAUUUCCCGCUAAUUGGUUGUUUGCUGCUAUUGGUUGCUCAGGACCUGAGACUGUAGAAGAGAGUCUUGACAUCGACAUAAUACUAGCCAUGCACGGUACAUGAUGGUUAUAUUGCAGGCUUUUUAGCGGAGCUGAUGUUGUUCCUUCUUAGCCAACGCCACCAUGCGAGUGCUGUUCAGCACGCUUUUGCUAGUACAAGCCGUACUUUCGAAUCAAUCAGAUAUCCUCUGCUGUAAACAAACUUCUGGUUUUAAGCAAUGUAAAAGUGCUUGUAACAAGUUUGUCUCGCAGACCGAAGUAAAUUUACGUCUUCGUGCGUUAAAAGAGCUUCCAAAGUUCUGUCCUGGGCAUUUGACGAAGCUUUGGCGCUGCUUGAACGAAACGAAUCCAGGAACUAGACAAUAUCUAGAAUCAAAGUUACCAAACAAGGCUGGUGUGUGUUGCCUGAUGACAUCAACGUCAAAAUGCCGUAGAGACUGUUUAAAUGGAAACAAACAAGCUUUGAAUACUAGCUGCUCAGAUAUACAUUUAAUAUCUUGUGUGACAAGACAUGAUGCUACAGCAAAUUGUUGCCAAGGAGCUUCAAAAAGCUGUAUCAAAGCUUGCAAAUUGCUUUUGGCAUCACAACCAGCUAGUAAAAAUAAUUUACUACAUAGAGUUAAAAAAAAUUGCAAGAUGGGAGGACGUCAUGUUUUUGAAUGUGCUAAAAAACAUGAAUCCACCACAAAGAACCCUGAUGGUUAUAAGCAAUUGAAAUGCUGCUCAAUUGUAAAGGAUCCUGUAUGUAGAGAAAGUUGCCAAAAGGGACAUUUAAUAAAAAAUUUGCAAGAAGCCAUGGAUUAUCUGACUAAGGCAUGUGGCAGUCCUUUGGGAAAAAAGGAGAAUAAUGCAAUGUGGAACUGUUUCUUGAAAGUCGAGGGACCAACAGAAAUACCUUUUAGUGAAGAGACGAUAAGUCCACUUACAGGUACACCCAAAAUGGAUGGAGCUAAGCGACAUUGCUGUCCAAAGGCUGCUUCAACAAAUUGUUUUUGGCUUUGUGUAAAAAUGUUUAAAUCUCGAUGGAGUGCCUCCCAAACUUAUCCUGAGUUUGACAUGAAGUGUGCCUACCAGCCAUCAGAAGUGAACUUGAUGAAUUGUUUAGCUGAUGUAACAAAGCCUUGCCAGCUUGGCUGCACUGGACUGAACUUCUGCACCAACUUCAACAACAGGCAUACAGAACUGUUCCGUAGUUGUGAUGCCAAGGCAGACUCGUAUGCAAAGAGUCACAUGCAACAUUGGAGUAAAGGAAUCAUCAAUGUUCCUGGGAUGCCCAUUCUUGUACAGGACAUCAAAAAAUGUUUGCCUGAUACAUGGAAGGCCAUCGCUUGUUUACUACAGAUCAAACCAUGUAGUAUAAAAUCCCAUAGAAGUACAAUCUGCAAGUCAGAUUGUAUUGAGAUUUUACAAAAGUGUGGUAAUUCAAGUAGUUACUCUAAUUUAAAGAAAGUUGAAGAAGUUUGUAAUAAGUUAUCACCCAAUGAAUCCAACUGCAUUUCCAUUAAUAGCUAUCUGAAGCCUAGUAAAUAUAAAGAUGUCACUGAUGAAGUUACUCAUCCCUGCAACCCAAAUCCAUGUGAAAAGAAUAAGAUGUGUGAUAUAAAUAGAACUUGUUAUGCCGCAUCAUUAGAUGGCUGCGAACCACACAAUUGCGUACCAGGCUGUCCACUUGGAGAUGCUUCAAAUUUCCUCGUUAGGAUGGGAGAAUACGCAAGAGUACCUGUAGAUUCUGGUCGUGAAGGAUGUUUUAGAGUUUGUCACUGUGGAGGGCAAAGCAGGUUAACAAGUUGUACAAUCUUGAACUGUGUGCCCAGGAGGGACUGUCCAAUAAAAAGCCAAAAGGAACUAACAAAAAAAGAACAUGGAGAGAGGUUCAUGGUUGGCUGUAACUUCUGUGCCUGUUUUGCUGGAGAGUUGAUGUGUACAAAAAGACAGUGCCUUGAGCCACCAUCACAGAUCCCAGAUGUAGAAACUGAAGGUCGCCCAAAAAGAAACCAAACACCUAUGUUUACAGGAUUGCCAUGUGGUUGCGAUUCAAAGCAUAAUCCAGUGUGUGCUUCUAAUGGACAGACAUUCCCAAAUCUAUGUAUUGCAAGAUGUGCUGGGUUCAAAGAUUCCCAACCAGGAAGCUGUGAAUCCUUUGAUCCAUGCAAAAAUAACCCAUGUUCCAAGGGACAACGGUGUUUGAUAGACAGGAAGACAUGUCUGACACCAACAGACUCUUGUAAUCAGUACUUUUGUGUUCAAGAAAGUUCAUAUUGUAAGGACAUGCAGUUAGAGCCAGUUUGUGACAACGAAGGACAACAGCACCCAAACCUUUGUUCUAUUCACUUCAAGGGCAAACAACUUGCUUACAAAGGUUUCUGCAAGCCAUACUGCAGCCAACCUACCAAACCACUAUGUGGCAUCAAUGGAGAAACCUACAGUAGUGUAUGUGCAGCCACCUCGUCAAGAGUUAUAGUAGACUAUGAGGGGCAUUGCAGAGCUAUUGGUCAUCAAGUUGUAUCAAUCAGUGAAGGCAGAUGUAAAGAUGUCAAGUGUCCACCAUUAGUGCCAGCCAACUGUGUUGGGAUCCACCCACCAGGGGCAUGCUGUCCUCAUUGUGCUGCUCAAAUAAGAAUCUUGGUCAGCUUGACGCAGCUAAGUAUAAACAGUGAAGGAUUACAAGAUCAUUAUAAACCCAUAACUCUAGAGCAUCUACUUGUGGCACUCAGACGGCAUGUCACCACGACUGAGUGUGACUUGUUUGGAUAUCAAAGCAUAGAAGGGGAUCUUGUUAUAUUAAUCAAGGCAAUCACUAAUAAACCCACAGUAUUACAGAUUGAGGCUUGCAGUCUUGAAGCACAAAGAAUAGAAGCACUCAUAAAUACUGGAAGUCCAUCAUUCACUUCCCAUGUUAUUCUUUCAACCUUGAAAGCUGCCGACACCCAAACUCCAUCAUUAUCUCUGCGGCAAACACAAGCCUCUAGCACAAAUCAUCUCCAUAUACCACACUUAAUUAUCUGCUUGCUACAAACGAUUAUAAUCCUUAAAUGGUCUUUAAGGAGUUAGCAGUAGUGGUAAAAGAGGUAAUUAUUAUAAAUUAGUUGCUAGAGCCAAAAGAAAGUAUUUUUAUGAAAGAAAAUCUAAAAUUAAUAUAACGAAAUAUGGUCUUCCCAAAUAUACUGUUCUAUAAACAGAAUGAAGUAUAUAACCC